Molecule: messenger RNA, 4181 nt
Organism: Saprolegnia parasitica CBS 223.65
Lineage: Eukaryota; Oomycota; Saprolegniomycetes; Saprolegniales; Saprolegniaceae
Exons: 1
Coding region: 49-4122 (1357 amino acids)
Cellular component (GO): membrane
Molecular function (GO): ABC-type transporter activity; ATP binding; ATP hydrolysis activity
Source: RefSeq, a predicted model, not a curated record
GUCGCUGACCCGAGGUGUUCAUUUUCCAAUUCGCCGACACACACCGAAAUGUCGGCACCAACAACGACCACAACAAUACCACAAACCGCAGAUGAGUUUCUCGUCGACGGUUCAGAGGCUUUUCACGAGCGCAUGGCGGCGCAGCUCGAAGCCGCGAUGGCCAAGCCGCUGCCGCAGAUGGAAAUUCGGUUCCAGAACCUCUCGGUCGCCGCCGACGUGCAAGUGGCGACCAAAGACGGUCAUGAGCUUCCGACCUUGUACAACCAAGGCAAGAAGGCCAUCAUGCGCCUCUUCCACACCAAGCGCGUCAUUCGGAAGGACGUGUUGCAUCCGAUGACCGGUGUCUUCAAGCCGCGCACGAUGACACUCGUGCUCGGUCAGCCCAACUCGGGCAAGUCGUCGCUCAUGAAGAUCCUCUCGGGUCGCUUUCCCAUGCACAAGAACAUCUUGGUCGGCGGUCAGAUCACGUACAACGGCGUCGCGAGCGCAGACCUUCAGCACACGCUACCGCAGUUUGCAUCGUAUGUGAGCCAGCUCGACUUUCAUUACGCCGUCUUGACGGUCAAGGAGACCUUGGCCUUUGCGCAUGCGUGCAGCGGCGGCAACCUCGUGUCGCAGCGCGUCUUGGACUCGCUCCAGAACGGGUCGCCCGACCAAGUCGCCGAGGCCACCGCACUCAUUCACGCCCUCUACCGCGCGUACCCCGGCAUCAUCAGCCAUCAGAUGGGCCUCGACAUUUGCAAGGACACGAUUCUUGGCAACGCGAUGCUCCGCGGUGUCUCGGGUGGCGAGCGCAAGCGCGUCACCGUCGGCGAGAUGGAGUUCGGCAUGAAGCAGGUCUCGUUCAUGGACGAGAUUAGCACAGGCCUCGACUCGGCGGCAACCUACGAUAUCGUCAAGUCGCAGAAGAGCAUGGCCGAGUCGCUCAAGAAGACGAUUGUCAUUGCGCUGCUGCAGCCGUCGCCGGAGCUGUACAACCUUUUCGACGAAGUGCUUUUGCUCAACGAAGGUCACGUCAUGUACCAUGGGCCGCGGUCGGCGGCGCUCGAGUAUUUCGAGUCGCUCGGCUUCAAGUGCCCGCCCAAGCGCGACGUGGCGGACUUUCUGCUCGACCUUGGCACGCCGCAGCAAGACCAGUACGUCGUCGACGGUGCGACGUCGGUGCCGCGCCUGCCGAGCGAGUACGCCGACAUCUUUCGCCGGUCGCCUGUCUACGAAGCGAUGCGCGCGUACGUUGUCGGUCCGUUGCCACCGGUGCUGCUGGCCGACGCGGCCAACCACAUGGUCAACAUGCCGGCGUACCAAGUCGACUACAUCACGAGCACCAAGGAGCUCGUCUUGCGGCAGCUGCGCGUCUUCAUCCGCAACCGCGCGUUCGUCAAGAGCCGGCUCAUCAUGGUGCUACUCAUGGGCUUCUUGUACGCGACGACGUUUUACGACGUCGACCCAGAGAACGCAGUCGUGGUCCUCGGCGUUGUCUUUGUGGCGGUGCUCUUUCUCGCGCUCGGCCAAGUGCCCUUGAUUCCCGCCGCAGUCCAAGCGCGCGAGAUCUUCUACAAGCAGCGGUCGGCGCAGUUUUACCGCACCUCGUCCUUUAUCAUUGCGCAGUCGUUCACCCAAGUGCCGUUUGCUUUUGGCGAGACGCUCGUGUUUGGUAGUAUCCUCUACUGGGGCUCGGGCUUUGUGGCCGAAGUCAGCGCGUUCCUCAUCUACCUCUUGCUGCUCUUUCUGACGACCUUGGUGUACGCGUCGUGGUUCUUCUUCCUCGCGAUGGUCGCGCCCAACCUCCACGUCUCGAAACCCAUGGCGAUGGUCUCGGUCUUGAUCUACGUGCUCUUUGCGGGCUUUGUCAUCUUCCCGCACGACAUUCCCGACUACUUUAUCUGGAUCUACUGGGUCAACCCGCUCUCGUGGUGCAUGCGCGCACUGGCCAUCAACCAGUACUCGGCCGAUGAGUUCCAAGUCCCAGUGUACAACCACAUUGAGUACAUGAAGCUCAAGGGCGACACGAUGGGCAACGUCAUGCUCGACACGUUUGGCCUCAAGACGAACAAAAUCUGGAUCCUCUACGGCAUUCUCUUCCAACUCGUGUGCUACUUUCUCUUUAUGGGCCUCGCGUACCUCGCGCUCGAGUACAAGCGCUACGACAACACGGACCACUCGUUUGUGCCGACGACCGACGACGAGACGGCAUGUGCCAAGGACGAUGAUGUAUACGUGGCAGCGCCGGCGACGCCGUCGGCCUCGGUCGUCGUCACCGUUGAGAGCGGGCGCACGGCUGCGAUUCCCGUGACGCUCGCCUUUGAAGACCUCUGGUACUCGGUGCCCAACCCGACCAAGGGCGAGCCCGACUUGAAGUUGCUCAAGGGCGUCAGCGGCUACGCUCUCCCCGGCACGAUCACGGCGCUCAUGGGCUCGUCCGGCGCGGGCAAGACCACCUUGAUGGACGUCAUUGCCGGUCGCAAGACGGGCGGCAAGAUCGAUGGCAAGAUUCUUCUGAACGGGUACCCGGCCACGGACCUCGCGAUCCGUCGUGCGACGGGCUACUGCGAACAGAUGGACAUCCACUGCUGCUCGGCGACGUUCCGUGAGGCGUUCCAGUUUAGCGCGAUGCUGCGCCAGUCGGACGCCAUUCCCGCGCAAGAAAAGCUCGCGUUUGCGGAAGAGUGCCUCGAGCUCCUCAACUUGAUGCCGAUUGCCGACGCCAUCAUCCGCGGGUCGUCGGUCGAGCAGAUGAAGCGUCUGACGAUCGGUGUCGAGCUUGCGGCGGCGCCGUCGGUGCUUUUCCUCGACGAGCCGACGUCCGGCCUCGAUGCUCGGUCGGCCAAGAUCAUCAUGUCGGGUAUCCGCAAGAUCGCGUCCACGGGUCGCACGGUGGUUUGCACGAUCCACCAGCCGUCCAAGGAAGUGUUUGAGAUGUUUGACUCGUUGCUUCUCCUCAAGCGCGGUGGCGAGACCGUCUUCUUUGGCGACCUCGGCACGAAAGCAAGCCAUUUGAUCGAGUACUUUUCGUCGAUUCCCAACACGCCGGCGCUCGAGCUCUCGGCCAACCCUGCGACGUGGAUGCUCGAAGUCAUUGGCGCGGGCGUCGACGCCAAGCACACGGACCUCCCGCCCAACGACUAUGUCCAGCGCUACAACGACUCGACCGAGCACGCGGCGUUGCUCUCGGCGCUCGCAACACACACGCAGCCGCACGCGACGAUUCCGGAGCUCUCGUUCAAGCACAAGCGCGCCGCGGCGUCGUCGACGCAGUGCUUGUACCUCAUCCAGCGCUUCUUCCGCAUGUACUGGCGCACGCCGUCGUACAACUGGACGCGCACGAUUCUCUCGGUCUUCCUCGCGAUCCUCUUUGGCCUCAUGUACCGCGGCAUUGACUACACGACGUACACGGGCGCGACGGGCGGCGUCGGCAUGGUCUUCAUGACGUCGCUCUUCGUCGGUUUGAUUUCGUUCAUCAGUGUCCUCCCGAUUGCCGCCGAAGAGCGCGAGUCGUACUACCGUGAGCGUGCCUCGCAGACGUACAACGCGCUCUGGUACUUUAUUGGCACGACGCUGGCCGAGAUCCCGUAUGUGUUUGGCACGACGUUCCUCUUCACGGUCAUUUUCUACCCGUUUGUUGGGCUCCACGGGUCCGUGGGCGACUGUCUCUUUUACGGCUACAACCUUUCGAUGCUCGUCUUGGAAAAUGUCUACUUGGGACAGCUCAUGGUGUACGCGUCGCCCCGCGUUGAAGUCGCCGCGCUCCUUGGCAUGCUCAUCAACGCAGUCUUCUUUCUCUUCAUGGGUUACACGCCGCCGGCGUCGCAGAUCCCGAAUGGGUACCGCUGGCUCUACCACAUCACACCACUCAAGUACUCGGUCGCGAUUUUGACCGCCGAGACGUUUGCGACCUGCGAUGCACCGGAUGAUCUCGGGUGCCAGGUCAUGACGCACGUGCCGCAGAGCUUGCUGCACAAGAUGGGCGUGCCAGCGAUUCGCCUCAAGGACUUUGUUGAGCAUGUUUACGAGAUGAAGGCGGAUGACAAGGCCAUGAACGUCUGGGUCGUUAUUGGCUGCAUUGUGCUGUUCCGUCUCCUUGCGCUUCUCUGCCUUCGCUACGUCAACCACCAAAAGAGAUAGUGCAAGACGUAUGCUUAUCCCAUUUUCUUAUAUCUUAUAUAUAUCAUUUCCAUGCAAUA